This is a messenger RNA of Diabrotica balteata, 5833 nucleotides long. Lineage: Eukaryota; Metazoa; Arthropoda; Insecta; Coleoptera; Chrysomelidae. The record is from the annotation of a GenBank genome assembly.
AUGAGAGUGAUUCUAGUGAUAGUUUUGUGUUUAUCUUCGGGAUUUUGGACAAAUGGCCUUAAGCAAACUGAAUCCACCGAGCGAACUUCUACAGAUAGUGACUUAGAUUUAAAUUCCACUACUUUAAACAGUGGCAUUGAUAAAGGAACAACAUUUAGAACAGCUAACGCUAUAGAAAAUGAAACAAGGGAUACUGAAAGUACGGAGCAAACUAUAUUAGGUGCCACAUCCACAUCUACGCCAGAUUCAACAAUAAAUAAUGAAAUAACUUCAGAUUUCACCGUAGAAUACAUCACAAAAGAUUCGACAACAAUACAUUCUACCAAAAAUUCUGUUUAUUUGAAAUGUGCUGAUGAUUAUUCUUGGACAUUUAAAUCAGAUGUUACUUCUCUUAAUGUAUUGGAUGCCAACAUACCUCAAGGACAAACAUACUUCUGUAAUGCUUCCUUGGUAACUACUACUGGCAUUAAUUCAACGAAAUCCAAUUCAUUACAGCUACCUCCAGGAACACAAGUUAUCAAUCCUGAACUCAGUAGUGAUUUGACACUGACAUGGGAUCCACCUUUUGAAAAUGCAAGUCUGACAUAUUCUAUAAAUAUAACUGGAGUACCCAACCAUGAUAUUCCACCUGAUUGUGAUCAAACAGACAACCGUUCGUUAAAUACGUCCAUGACCAAUAUCUCACUGAAAGCUGAUUUUAGUUAUUCUAUAACUAUAACCACAUCUUUCUGGGAAAUACUUGUCACAAAUUUAACACAACGUAGUACUGCAAGUUCAGCACCUGGCCCACCCAGAUACGUUGAUGUUAACAAAAACACUAGCGGUUAUUACCUAACCUGGAGCAUGCCUUGUGACCCUAACGGAAAGCUUUCUGGUUAUAACAUUGAACUGUCCGACAACCCUCCGAAAACUACUGAAGCAAUUUCAGAUAUUGACAUAUUUAACUUUUUUAACGUUCAGCCAGAGCCAUCUACACAAUAUUUUGUGAGCGUAUCAGCAAUUGGAUCCAACGAUUAUACGGAGAAGCAGAUACUGUUGCAUUUAUUACUGACGCAAGUAAUACCAAACACACCAAAUCUUACUAUUACUUUCCAAAAUGCAACUUCUUUUAUUAUACGCUGGUACAUUCCACCAGAUGGCGCCGAAGCAGCGAACAUAACUGAAUACGAACUAAGUAUUGAUAUCUUAGGGUCAACAUAUAAUGAAGAUCCUGAUUGUCCAAAACCAUCUCCUAUUAGUAGACAAACUCUUGAUAAAGUUGAGACUGAAUAUAGUUUUGACAAAGCGUGGCCCAGCUACCAGUACAAUUUUUCUUUAACCCCCUCCAGUGUAAGUGGACAAGGACCUACGGGAUUUAUUAUAGUGACGACCAAUUAUACAGUGCCAGAAGCCCCAACAGAUUUAACAAUCAUCACCAAGUCACUCGAGAAUAACAUUAUACCGGUAAACAUACAUUGGAAUGAUCCUUGCAAAAUAAAUGGAAACAUGGAUGGGUACUGGAUUGAGAUCCAAGAAAGAUAUACAGAAGAACAAGAUCAGCGUGUGUUCUACAACAAUUCCGUCAACAACCAAACUGUUGAUCAUAGUUUUAAUCCGUCACAUGAAUAUUUAAUCAGGGUCGCUAUACAACUCGAUGAUACAACGAUCGGAAGCUGGGCCAAGGACAAUAUUACCACAGAUGUUGGUUAUCCAGGGUUGCCUAUACUUAACCCCUCAAUGAUCAAGAAAGGUGCACGAAAUUUGUCCAUACCCUGGCAAAGACCUCUAGAAAAAACCGGUCCCAUUGAAUUAUACGAACUUAGCGUCAAAUACCGUGAACCGAUGUAUGAGAUUCCAAAGGUUUGUUCGAAACCAACGCCUAGCAACUUUUUUGGUAACAUAUCACACAGUAGGAUGAACCAAGAUGUCACGAACCUUCUGCCAUAUUCAAAUUACGAUAUAAAGUUAAGGGCAAAAACUGUUUCGGGAUAUUAUGGAAAUUUUACUACUGUAAAUGUCACAACAUUGGAAAGCGAUCCCGAUAUUGCGACCAACAUCACCAGCAACUGUACAAGUGAAUUAACAGAAACAUACAAAGCCAGCCUCAAUGUAUACUUCAAUACGCCCUGUAACUUAUACGGCAAUUUUAAGAACUUUACCAUUAAGUGUAAAGGAAAACGUCAGGGCUAUGGCGAUGUUAAUCUCAUCGGAGGUGUUAAUAAUGCUACUUACGAUAGUGUCAAUUGGUUUUCGACUAUGGAUCUUGUCCCGCAGUAUAAUUACAGCUGUAACAUUACAACUUUCAAUACAUUUUAUCAAAGCAUAUCCAAAGAGUUUACGUUUAAGAGUCCAGCUGGAGAGCCAAAUUUUAACGUAAGCUUCAACGUUCUUCCUGUACUAAACGUAGCAACAGACAAUGCUCAAAUCCAUCUAAAGAAAAUUUACUUCGAGUCAUGGCAAGCAGAUGCUCAGUACAUUGCUUUACUCCUUAAUCAAGACAAAGCUGUUAACUAUACCUCAUACAAACGGACGCAAUCAGAUUGGCCUGCUCUGGGAGAUCAAUCGCGACAAAUAACUCCAGACUUUUGGUAUCCAUUUCAUGAUACAGACGAAAUCUAUUUUACCAUUGGUAAUGGUUCAGUGUUAAAUCCUGCCUUGAACCCAGACCAAAACUAUCAUCUAUCUGUCAGAGUUAUUACAGAUACCUUCUACACAGACAGUCCAACAUUAGAUUUUACAACAGCUGCACUUAGUAAAGUAGGACUCAUAGUAGGAGUGAUAAUAUCAAUCUUGCUGAUAGCCAUUUUAGGAAUAGCUGGUUUCUAUAUAUGGAAGAAAAAUCUCCACAGGAAAUUCAUUGAAAAGUAUGUACGCCCCUCAGUGAUGGUAAAACCACCGCCUCUUAGUGCUACGGCUGUGCCCGUCAAGAAGUUUGUCCACUACUUCCAAUCGAAUAAAAAUAAGCCCGAAAUAUUCAAACAAGAAUUCGCUGAAAUCACCGAAAAAGGAAAAGAAAUUCAGUCACUGCACACAUGUAACUUUGCCGGAUUGUCAGAAAAUAGAAGGAAAAAUCGAUACGUCAAUAUAUUGCCAUUUGAUGAAUCAAGAGUUAAACUUCUAAUUGACGAAGAUGAUGAAAUUGGAUCUGAUUAUAUAAACGCCUCAUACGUCAAGGGAUACUCGGGAGAUAUUGAGUACAUUGCCACACAAGGACCACUUGCGACAACUUGUAGGGACUUUUGGAAGCUAGUUCUUCAAGAAAAUGUUACAAUAAUAGUUAUGGUGGCAAAUUUUGUCGAAAAAAAUAAGGAUUUAACACAAGUCACUGUCACACACAUGCAAUUCCUGGAAUGGCCAGAUUUUCGAGUCCCUGCGGGCACUGAGCACAUGCUUCAAUUCUGCCACAAGUUGAGAGAAAGGAUCAGGAUGGAAGGUGGAAUAAUGAUCGUACAUUGCAGCGCUGGCGUGGGCAGAACUGGUACUCUCAUCGCCGCAGACAUUCUCUUGCAGACCGCCGCUGCUAGGAAACCCCUGGAUGUAUAUAAAACAGUAUUAGAUCUAAGAAAACAAAGAUGUAUGAUGGUGCAAACUGAGGAACAAUACAUAUAUGUACAUCGGCUACUUGCGGACCAUAUAGACAGGCCAGCCACACCAGACGCAGCAGAAGCGGAUCCUGUAUAUGAAAAUAUGGACAUGAUCAAAAGGAGGACGAAUACCGACUGUAGAAGUACAGAUGAAGAAGAAAGUGGAUUUUAAUUGCUACAAUUUUUUAUUAAAUCAUUCCAAAAACGACUGAGCACGGAGUAUUACCUAAAACUAGAUAGAAUAACUUACUUUUAUAUUUGGUUUUAUAUUCAGAAACUUCAAAAUAUGAGGUUGAAAAUAAGGUGCUAAAAUCAUUUUCUUCUAAACAUACAUUAUGUCUGUGAAUAUUCUAGUAAACCAUGUUUUGUAGCCUUGUAGGCUAAAUUUAUACGCAAAUACAGAGAUAGUUUUAGCACAAAUAUCAUCAUACGCAACCCAUAUACAUGUACUUAAUAUUAGAUAUGAGUUUAAUUAACCUUUAAAAUAAUUGGAAUGUAACGAAACUUAAAAAACUGUAUACACUGUAAAAUUGUAAAAAAAUAAUGUUAUAUAUGGAAUAGAAAACAGCAGUGUUUUGAUUGAUGUGUACAUACAGAUCUUUUUUCUUUUAUAAGAACGAAAUUAUUACAGUAUUAGGCUUCAAAUUAAGCCAAUAAUCUUGUGUAAAAUGUAUAUUUUUAUUAUAGUUUAUGUUGUAAAAAACAAAUUCUUCUCUUUUACAAUUUUUUUAUUAAAAACUUUUAAAAUAUAUUCUGAAACAUAUAGAAAUCAUAAUUUUGAUGGUUACUGCUCUUAAAAAGUGAUAAUAGGAUUCUGAAACAACGUGAUUCCACGCUAGUUUCCACAUUCUAACUGGUCUCCUUUUUUAUGUAAUCAUAUAAUAAUACCACUAUACAUAUAAUAUACCACGAUAAUAAUAAUAUCAUUAUUAUCAGCUUAUCUAUUGUAUUUAGUAAUGCGUCUCCUCCUUCAUUUUGUUACCAUUAGUUGUGCCUUGCUUCUACGAAUAAUGGUGACAUCGUCUGCAUAUGCAGUAAUUUGUACUGUUUUGGUGUUUAUAUGGCCGUUACAUUGCUUUUUCUGAUGACUGCUUCAAGAACUAGGUUGAACAGCAUGGUUGUAAGUGCGUCCCCCUGUCUCACCCCCAUGAUGUCAAACAGGAGCAGUUCUCCAUCACUCUACUGCGGCUUUAACCCUGCAACAUCAUUUUUAUGAGCUGAUGUAUUUUGGUAUACCUAGAUUCAGGUCUUCCAGUUUUGUCUCUUUUCACACUAUCAAAAACUUGUUUAAAGUCUAUAUACAUAGUAUAUAGUUGUAUGUCAUAUUCAUAAGCUUUCUCUUUUAUUGUUCUAAGUAUGAAUAUGGUAAUGGAUUCUUCCCCAGAGUUUGGGUCAUCCAUAUUUCAAUAAUUCUGCCGAAACUCCGUCCCUUCCUGGCACUUUAAUGUUUUUUAGUUUCUUUAUUAUCUGAACUACUUCUUCAUAACUCGGAUUUUCAAUGUGCUGCUCCGCCGUAGAAUAUACUGUUUCGUUUUGAUCAUUUCCAUUGUCUGCAUUUAGGUUUUCCUCAAAGUAUUCUUUCCAUCUCAUUAUAAUUUUUUGUUUCUCUGUUAGUAGUUCUCCGUCCUUGGCUUUGCAUAUUGUCAAUUUUGGUCUAAAUGACGUGUGCUUCUGUUUCUAUAGAAUUUCUGCUUGUACUUGUCUGUUUUUUCAAAGCCUCUUUUUUUUCUGCAUAUUCUAAUCGCUUGUAUUCUCUUUUCGUUAUAAAUUUCUCUGCUAUUUCUUGUGUUUCUUUGAAGUUGUUUAAGCCUAGCUUGCCUUUUUUUCUCUACUGCAGUUCUGCAUUCAUCAUUUCGCAUUUUCAUUCUAAAAGAAAUAUCUUCCAAAAAGUCCUAAAUAACUUUUAAAAUAUAUCAUGAACAUGUUUUGAGUUUGCACUACUAAUGCUGAAUUGUUUCGUUCUGAGUUAUGUGAAGUUAAAAAUUCAGCUAUUCUUAACAAAUUGAGCAGUGAAUAUGGGCAUAUGCACCGAUUCUUCCUAGCUUUCAAGUAACCUCACUAUCUUCCUGCUUCAAAAUUGUUUUAGAAGUUUUGGAAAAAAAAGUUUAAGUUGAAUGUUUAUUCAAAAUUCAAUAUUUUGUGUUGAUUUAAAAUUCUUUGUACUACAUAUCUUACAGAUCAUGUAAAAAACAAUUAGGGAUAGCUGGAAAAUGUGCAAUUCAAAAAGUUAUAUUUUAUAUACUGUAUGUAAUAAAACUUAUUUUUAAAAC